Molecule: messenger RNA, 1582 nt
Organism: Megalops cyprinoides (Indo-Pacific tarpon)
Lineage: Eukaryota; Metazoa; Chordata; Actinopteri; Elopiformes; Megalopidae
Product: ATP-dependent RNA helicase DDX39A
Exons: 10
Coding region: 79-1362 (427 amino acids)
Biological process (GO): mRNA splicing, via spliceosome; mRNA export from nucleus
Molecular function (GO): ATP binding; RNA helicase activity; RNA binding
Source: RefSeq, a predicted model, not a curated record
UUGUUUUUAAAGCGUAUAGUUUACUCCGAUUUUCACAUAAUAUGCUAGUAGGGGAUUCUGUCGUCGUUCUGUCGGAGCAUGGCUGAGAAUGACGUUGAGAAUGAGCUGUUGGACUACGAGGAGGACGAUGAGCCGCAGGCAGCCCCGGAGAACGCAGUUCCCGCCGGAAAGAAGGAGGUGAAGGGGUCGUACGUCUCCAUUCACAGCUCUGGCUUCAGAGACUUUCUGCUCAAACCGGAGCUUCUCCGUGCCAUUGUGGAUUGCGGCUUUGAGCAUCCAUCAGAGGUCCAGCAUGAGUGCAUCCCACAGGCCAUUCUGGGUAUGGACAUUCUGUGCCAGGCCAAGUCUGGUAUGGGGAAGACGGCAGUAUUCGUGCUGGCCACUCUGCAGCAGAUCGAGCCUGUGGACGGACAGGUCUCGGUGCUGGUGAUGUGCCAUACCCGCGAGCUAGCGUUCCAGAUCAGCAAGGAGUACGAGCGCUUCUCCAAGUACAUGCCGACGGUGAAGGCGGCGGUGUUCUUCGGCGGCCUCUCCAUCAAGAAGGACGAGGAAGUUCUGAAGAAGAACUGCCCCCACAUCGUGGUGGGCACCCCGGGCCGCAUCCUCGCCCUCAUCCGCAACAAGACCCUCAACCUCAAGAACGUCAAGCAUUUCGUACUGGACGAGUGUGACAAGAUGCUGGAGCAACUGGACAUGAGGCGCGAUGUGCAGGACAUUUUCCGGCUGACGCCCCAUGAGAAGCAGUGCAUGAUGUUCAGCGCCACUCUCAGCAAGGAGAUCCGACCCGUCUGCCGCAAGUUCAUGCAGGACCCGAUGGAGGUGUUUGUGGAUGAUGAGACCAAGCUGACUCUCCACGGCCUGCAGCAGUACUACUGCAAGCUGAAGGACAGCGAGAAGAACCGCAAGCUGUUUGACCUUCUGGACGUCCUGGAGUUCAACCAGGUGGUGAUCUUUGUGAAGUCAGUGCAGCGCUGUGUGGCUCUGUCCCAGCUGCUGGUGGAGCAGAACUUCCCUGCCAUUGCCAUCCACAGGGGCAUGGCCCAGGAGGAGAGGCUGUCUCGGUACCAGCAGUUCAAGGACUUCCAGCGGCGGAUCCUCGUGGCCACCAACCUGUUUGGCCGCGGGAUGGACAUCGAGCGGGUCAACAUCGUCUUCAACUACGACAUGCCCGAGGACUCCGACACCUAUCUUCACAGGGUUGCUCGUGCAGGCAGGUUUGGGACAAAGGGCCUGGCUGUGACCUUUGUGUCCGAUGAGACAGACGCCAAGACCCUGAAUGAUGUGCAGGACCGAUUCGAGGUCAACGUGGCAGAGCUACCAGAAGAGAUAGACAUCUCGACCUACAUUGAACAGUCCAGAUGAGUUAUCCAGUCCAGUGAAGAUUUCCCCCACCCCUCUUUCCUGGUGUAUUUUUUUUCUUUUUAGGGGGAAGCAAGCCUGAAUGUUUUGUUUUAAAGCCCCUAUAUUCUUACUGUUCCCAUGUGUAACUUUUAUUUUAUUGUAUCUCUGGUGGGGUGACCAGUUUUAUUUUGUCUUAAUCGUGAUGAUUUUGGUUAAUGCAAUUAAAACUUUUUAUACAAUG